Messenger RNA from Coccinella septempunctata (seven-spotted ladybird), 1537 nucleotides. RefSeq names its product ras association domain-containing protein 9-like. The coding region runs from base 166 to 1437 and encodes 423 amino acids. The transcript is spliced from 7 exons. The record is from RefSeq and is a predicted model, not a curated record. Gene Ontology annotation, biological process: signal transduction. NCBI's taxonomy places the organism in Eukaryota, Metazoa, Arthropoda, Insecta, Coleoptera, Coccinellidae.
GAGCAAAGCGGUAAUGCCGAUCAGUUUUGUGGCGGUGCGAUUUUAACGCGGUGAACUGUCAUAUUCCGCGAUAUACUGGAUGUUGUUUUUUGUUACUCCUUCAAUUUCAUCCUCAGAGGGAAUAUCGAGUAAUUGAAAGGAAUAACACAUGAUACGUCCACCAAGAUGAUGUGGCUAGAAGACAACAAGAAUAUUACAAAUAUCGAAGAUUCUGACAGUGACGAGAGUGAUUGCAGCACUGAAGAAAUUCCUAUUUGGGUGAGGGGAGAACAGAGAUGGGUGUCAGGAAUCAUUCCUGAAACUACAUGCCAGGAGGUUGUCCAGGUUCUCAUACAAAACGAAAAACUAAAAGGUAAACACAUCGGUGAACCAGAAGAAUACCAUAUCACAGAACGAUGGCGGGGUGUAGAACAGCCCUUGGAUCCAAACUCAAGGAUUCUGGACAUUUGGAACGCUUGGUCUUCAGCUCAAGAAGAAAUAAAAAUAUCGCUUAGGAGAAUUAGAAGUGAUAGGACAUGCAAUAGGAGAAUGAGAAGGACAGACUCUGCCACGUGGUCAGACAGAAAUUCCUGGAAAACGCUACAUCCAAAAAGAUUGGCAACUUUGCAGAAUGAAAAGGAACCGUCCAAUACUGAAGAAUUACUCAAAUUAGUUUUGGCGCAAGGGGAAGUUAUAAGAAGGCAACUGAAGAAAUUGAGGCAUAGUGAACAUCAAAUUGGGUAUCUCGAAGAUAAAACUCACAGGGCUCGUGUAAGAAAACAUGGAAGUAACUAUCUCUUGGAAACUUACCUGAAAGGCCUUCCAGAAGCUGUCAAUCCAGAACAAGAAGAACACGCCAUCACAGACAAAAACAGUGACAGCGGGGUGGUAACAGAGGGUGAUAGUGAGCAGUCAAACAACGUGAAAAAAUCCAAGUCAGAGAAUACCAUGGAGAGGUUUUCACCAUCCUCCGAAGAAUUCGUCCAAGAGGACAUAAAAGAUGACGAUUCUAGUUCGACGGUUAGUGUUUCAGCUCUGAGAGAGCAUCGAGAACUCAUGAAAAAAAUCUCCAAAGUGAACAAACAGCUUCUCAAGCAGGAGGAAUGCUUAGUGCGGUUAGAGGUGAAUUUAAAAAAGUACGAAAAGUAUAAAAACGUCACCGAUGACGUUACCGAGUCUCUGACGAAUCUCAGAACAGAAAUGGCGAAGAGUGCUUGUGAAAUGCAACACAACGAGGUGGUGCUCGAAGAAACGAACGAGCUCAUCAACUCCAGGAGGCAUUUCCUGGAGAAUCUACAUAAGGACAUCAUGAAGGAGGAGCAGGAGCACGAGAUGCUUCAAGCUUUGCUCUUCAGUGCAAAACAUCAGAGGCAUCCCGCUCCAAGCCAAAAUUUCAUUCCCCAUUCCCAUAAUUAUAAAAACCACAAUACCAAAGAAAUGUUAGAUACCUUAGUUUAAGAUAAAAGAUCUAUUUAUACCAAAAAUGCUGUACCUAAAACCCCAAUGUCAUUUGUUUUAUGUUGAUGAAUGAGAUGUAUAAUAAAUGUUUUUAAAAAUG